AGAUUUCCGAGUUCAAGUAAAAUGUAUAAUAAUUAUUAAUACUACUGCAUUUGUCAAUAUUAUACAUAAAAUAUAUUCAAAAAAGGCUCUCUCCCUAUUUAAAUAUCAUCUUUAGAAAUGUUUGUAAAUUCUACAGGUCAACAAAAAUGUUUAAUGUGAAAAAUAAGGCAAAUCUGACGAAUUUGAUCCGGCUCUCCCCUAAUGUUAUGUACCUAGUAUUUUUAUAACUAUAAAAAUAUUUGGUAGAGGGGGCGGGGGUGCUAGAAAUGAUACUUGGCACCGGGCGCUGAUUAUGCUAGGCAUGGCACUGCUCUUGCUUACAUAAUUAUAGAUGAUUUUAGAAUAAACUGCAUGUAAUGCUUAUUGCUUAUUGCUUUAGAUUGUUAGUUAUUAGGAUUUUAGUCAUCAAUCAUCAUGGAUGGUCAUAAAAGACUGAGUGGUGCAGCUUACAGAAAGGUAAAACAUUUAGAGCAAGCAAAAAACAAGGCUGUUCUUGAUAAAUGUAGAAAUAUUGAAGAUUUGUUUAAAGCUAAACCUCAUAGUAAUAAUUGUUAAAUUAUUUAUUAUAUUAUUUUAUAGCUUGAAGUUUAAAAAAAAACUGAAUUCAUCAUGGAAAUUGUAUAACUGCCUAACUGCAUUUAGUUUUUUAUUUAAGCUUACAUCUUGUCAUAUUGAUUAAUUGUACCUAUAUUAUGACAUUGUUUAUUUUUAUGAAGUACAUUUUUAUUUUCUAAGAUAACCAGAUUAACUUAUCAGAAGUCUUUAUGCCGAUUGUAUCGAUAAACACUGAGGAAAAUACAAUCUAUAACCAACAAACAUCAGCAGAAGUUUCUUGUUUGUGCACAAACCCAUCAGAAGAUAAUUCUGUUCAAUUGGCAGUUGGUGGAGCCCCUUAUAAAGACAUUAUAUUCCUGGGUUUGUUAUUUUAUAAUUAACAUAAUUUUUUUUUUGCAAAAGUCUAAAAUUUAAAAAUAUAAAAUAUAUUAUAGACCUAAUCCUGCUUUUUGGAUAAUCAAUGACCAUACCAGAGAGACUACAUAUCUAUUAAUGGAUAUUCACAAGAUAUAGACAGUUUAAAUAUCACAAAUUCUAAGAGGUCAUAUAAAAAAUUGUAUCAAGGAGUAACACAUACUAUAGGCAUGUUUAUAGAUACACAUAAUUACUUGAAAAAUAUUAAAUUAUUAACUGUAAACUGCUUUAUUUAGAUAUUUUAGUACAAGUUAUCUACAGACUACUCUGAAAAAUGGUGAAAAUAUAAAACGUCACUAUCUAGUGUACUCUGAAAGUAAAGGAGCAGUUUUUCGCGUUCCAUGUUUGUUGUUUGGUGGCAGUGGCGUAUUUAGUAUUUUUUGUAGGGGGCGGAUGACAAGAAUUUUAGCUUACAGAUUACGAUAUAAAAAUUAUAAUAUAAUAAUAAACAUGUAUUUAAAGAGCCAUGGGGGCGGAUUUGGGGACAAAUAAAUUAAUACGCCCCUGUUUGGUGGAAUAUCUAUGUUUGCUUCAAAAGGUUUUUCAAAUUGGAAAAAAGCAGAACAGCGCAUUGAAGAGCAUCAUAACUCACCAAAGCACCAAUCAAAUAUGUUACUUAUCAACGACCGUGGAAAGAGUAAAAAUGUUAAUAAUCAACAAUUUGAAUCAAUUGUGAAAAUGAGAGAACAUAUUGGAUAAAUAUUUUGAUAAUAGUUGUAGCCGAAGUAAAAUCACUAUCUUGUAGAGGAUUACCAUUCCGUGGUCACGCUCUUACAUAGUUAGUCCACAUAAUGGCAAUUUUUUGAUGGGACUUGAACCAAUUUCUGAAUUUGAUCCAUUUCUAUCUGAGCAUUUAAAAAAAUAUGGUGGUUCGGGAAAUGGAAAAGUUUCAUAUAUUUCAUAUCAUACAUAUGAACAGUUUAUUAUUAUUAUGUCAAACAAGGUAAAGAACAUAAUUAUACAAGAAAUUAAUAAUGCAAAAUACUUCUCUGUCAGUGUAGAUUCAACUCCAGACAUUAGUCAUAUUGAUCAAUUGUCAUUAAUUAUACAAUAUGUUGAUGAAAAUAGAAAACCAGUGGAACAAUUUUUAUGCUUCUUAGAUAAUAUUGGCCAUAAAGCUGAACAAAUGGCUGGAGUGAUUCUUUUAACAAUUGAAAGUUUUAAUUUGAACAUUUGUAACUUAAGAGGACAAUCUUAUGAUAAUGCCAGCAAUGUGUCUGACAUUUAUUCUGGUCUGCAAGCCAAGAUUAAAGCUGUUGGUGCACUUGCGCAAUUUGUACCUUGUUCAGCUCACUACCUUAACUUAGUAGGCACAAAUGCUGCUAGUUCUUGUAAAAAUGCAGUGAUGUUUUUUGACUUAUUCCAAAAACUAUAAAUUUUUUUCAGCAUCGAAAAAUCGUUGGGAUAUUUUAAAGUCAUCUGUUAAAAGUUUAUCAGACACUAGAUGGUCUGCUAGAGGUGAUGCAUGUAAAUCAUUGAAUAAUAAUUGGAAAUUAAUUAUUAAUGCUCUAGAAAAUUUAAAAAAUAAUAAAUCUCAAAAGCCAGCUACACAAUGUGAAGCUAAUGGUGUUUUAAAAAAAUUGUUGUCUUUAGAAACUGCUUUCAUGUCUAUAUUAUGGGGUAAUCUGCUUGAACGUUUUAAUUUAAGUAGCAAAAGAUUACAAUCUGUUGAUACGGAUUUGGUUAAAGUUGCUGAAAUAUAUCAAUCAUUGAUUUUUUAUGUGAAUGACUUACGAACAGAUAGUGAAUAUGAAUACUACAAAAGGUUAGCGAUUGAAAAGUGUGGAGUUGAAGACUGCUAGUACAAAGAAACGAACAAAAAAGAGAAACACAUUUAUUGAUGAUGGUCCAGCUACAGAUGAUAGCAAUGCAAUUGAUUUUAAAGUCACAACUUAUCUGGCUAUCUUGGAUAGAAUUUAGGUUGAGCUCAUAAAAAGAAAAAAUGCAUAUGAUGAAAAACUAGUUUUUAUUUUGUAUUACGGAAAUGACUUCUGUGGAGGUAAGAGAAAAGGCUGCAGUUUUACAGCAAAUCUAUAAGGAUGAUCUUGGGAAAACUUUUCCAAACGAAUGUGUCCACUUCAGGGCACACGUGCUAAGUUUAAAAAAAAUGAAGAAAAUAGUCCCAGGGACCACUCAGGAUUUGUUGACUUUUGUAAGAGUGAAAAACCUAAUUGAACUUUAUCCAUAUGUAGACAUACCUCUUAGGAUGCUAUUAUGUACUACACUACAUUCUACACUUACUACAUCUAGCAAUUGUUCUGCAGAGAGAUCAUUUUCUGCUCUUAAAAGAGUCAAAAAUUAUCUACGGUCUACAAUUGGAAUGAAACGGUUAAACAUCUUAGCCAUGCUCAAUAUAGUACCAAGUUGACAAAUGAACUCCAAUAUGAUGACAUUAUUGAUGAAUUUGACAACCAACAGGCAAGAAAAAAUUUUUAAUUAAACCGUUUAAUAAAAUAAAUAAAAAUUGACUUAUGUCAUUAAGUAUUUGGUAUGAUGUUUUAAUUGAAUAAACCUUUUGAAAUUGUAUACUGUUAAACCCUAGGAUAGGUCUGAAUUUGUAAUGAGUAGCGACCAGAAGGGGGGGGGGGGCAAUAAAAUAGUUUCGCCCCGGGGUGCAUAUAUUCUAAAUGCACCACUGCCAAUAGGCUUACAAAAUAUAAUAGUUAAUAAUCAUACUGCACAGUGCGCACUAUUCGUCCGUAUGAAUUUAACGGACCACAAAUUCGUACCCAAUUGCGAGCGCCAAAAAGGAAAACAAUAAUGAACAACCGGCGACGUCAACCGCCAAGUUCAACCGUGACCGAAAAACGAUCACACCACACAGAAUUUCGUGGCACACGAGGUUGUGGCGGAAGUGACAAGCGGAUGCGACGUUGCGUCAAGCUUGACCGCUGGAAAAAGACAACAGAUGGACGCCGGUGACACUGCCUAUAGCAGGUACGCAACGGCGAACAACCCGGCGCUGGACGACAGCGGAGGGGGUACACCUCGUGCACUAGCGUGAUAGGAUCGUUGGUGAAUUUAAAGUCAUUGGGGGGAAGUAAGAUUGGAGAGUCAACUGAUGUUGAUGUACAGUGAUCCUGUAAAAAGUCCUUUAUAAAAUUGGUCCUAAAAUACCAUCUGCGCUCAGCUAAUGAAACUAAAUUAUUAAACCUAGAUGAGUGGUAACAGGAUAAUAAUCAUGUGGAGGACAAGCAAGACCAUGAAGGUAGCUAGUAAAUCGCACACCCUCGCUAAACCAUUUCAACCUGGCAAGUGGUACGUGGGUCCCAAAUUACGGCACCAUAUUAAGUUUUGGGCGAAAUGAUAGAACAUUAGAGGAAUCUUAAUAGAAGAUUAAAGCCUAAAGUCAUAAGUCCUCACAACAAAGUCCAACAUUUUAAGUUGUAAGUUUUUACAAGAAAUCGUCUCAAUAUGAAUACAUGGGUCAAGACUACUAUAGUCAACUAAAUUCAUUACAAAGUAAAAUAACAGAAUCCCGGAGAAGGUAAGAUAACAUCAGAGGGGGGUUCUAGUGAAUGUCAUAAGAUUAUCAGGUAUCUAUAUGAGAAAUAUUCAACUAUAAUAUAAUAGUAUUAUGCAUACCAUGUAGGUUGUAGGUAGCCAGGUAGGUAAGAUAACUAAAUUGUUUUAUGAAUAUAAACAACAUUAGAUACCUAUCCUACCUAUUUGCUAUAUUUUUUAACUUUUAAAAAAAUAGUUAAUACAAUUUAUUAAAAAAAAAGUGUCCUAUUGGUGAACCAUCUUGUAAUAGGUACAUUGCUUGUUCCUAAAUUACCUACUGUCGUCAGUUGGCGUUAACUAGGAAUAGAUAAUAUGAAAAUGGAAUGUAUAAAUUUAACAUCAUACACGGCAUUGCCAUCUAGCGACAAUCGUGGUCGUUUCGCAGUGCAAAACAAUAACGGUAGAUAACGCUACCGUUAUCGUCCUGACCCGUCGACGGUGGACCAAAUCUAACUUCUCACCAGCAUUCAAUAUACUAUAUGUUUAGUAUAUUUAGGGCCGUUAUUACAAUUUCCCGCUAAAUUAUAUUUAUCUGUCAGUUAGGCUAGCGUGCAGUUAAACGUAGCGGGGACUUUAGUGACGAGUUUAAAACGAACCAUUAUUACAAUGUUACCGCUAGUACUAACCAUUAUUUUAAUAAUUUUAAACGUAACGAAUAUUUUCAUUGGCUCAUAAUGAAGCAGCUGUUAAUUGUUAUGUGACAGCUGAUAAUGAUUAAUAAAAUGUUUUGUGAUAUUGAUAAUUGAUAUUAGUUUUUGGUUUUUUGUGGUUCCGUGCUAGACGCUAGUGCAAGAUGCAAGUAUUAUUUUAUUUUGAAAUUUUAACUUUUUUCUUUUUCCUUAGAAAAAUGUAUUACGCCAAUAAUAGAAGAUGACACCAGACACAAUAAUAUAAUUAUGUACACACUGUAAGACCAAUACAUUCAUUGGAUUAAAUUUAAAAGUGUAAAAU
Messenger RNA from Acyrthosiphon pisum (pea aphid), 5424 nucleotides. RefSeq names its product zinc finger MYM-type protein 1-like. Lineage: Eukaryota; Metazoa; Arthropoda; Insecta; Hemiptera; Aphididae. Bases 1775 to 2344 code for a protein of 189 amino acids. The record is from RefSeq and is a predicted model, not a curated record. The transcript has 2 exons.